This is a messenger RNA of Lymnaea stagnalis (great pond snail), 6695 nucleotides long. The record is from the annotation of a GenBank genome assembly. Lineage: Eukaryota; Metazoa; Mollusca; Gastropoda; Lymnaeidae.
CGCUUUCAAAAUGGCUACCGAGGCAACAGAACUUACCGUUUCUCCUAAUUUAGCUGGUGUCCCUCAUGUUGACUUUCUUGUAAGUAUUUAAACGUAAACAAAUAAGCGUUUUAAUGGGAAUAAAUGUAUCAAUAUAUAUUUUUUAAAAAUGUGUAUUUCUACUCUCUUGUUAAUUAAAAAAUAAAUACCAAAAAAAUAAAUACAAUGACUAUGGCUAUGGCUAGGUACUUCGGUAAGUCAAGGGAGACUACUACUUUUUGUGUAUGGGAUUUCGCAAUCGGCGCCAAAAAAUCUGAGUUUUUAAUUUUCCGAUGUGUGUGUCUAUUUAUUAUUAAAUUAGUACUUUCGAUAUGUAUUUGAGUUCCGUUUUCGGCCUUAUAAUUAGGUAGACAUCUUGGCCUACAUUUUAAUCAAUUUCUUUUUCAUUUACAAUAGGUACUUCGGUAAGUCAAGGGAGACUACUACUUUUUGUGUAUGGGAUUUCGCAAUCGGCGCCAAAAAAUCCGAGUUUUUAAUUUUCCGAUGUGUGUGUCUAUUUAUUAUUAAAUUAGUACUUUCGAUAUGUAUUUGAGUUCCGUUUUCGGCCUUAUAAUUAGGUAGACAUCUUGGCCUACAUUUUAAUCAAUUUCUUUUUCAUUUACAAUCAGUCAGCUUUGAGAAAAUCCUUGGUAAAUAUAAGGCAACUUUCAUCAUUAAAAUUAAGUCGAAGGAAAAAAUUUGUCACUACCAAAUUUUUUUUGCAUCUGGGGAAUCUAUUGAUCUACAUGUAUGCCAAUUUUCACAGCGAUAAGUGUCUUACGAGAGACGCUAUGUUUCUGCGCGUUCGCAGCAGGUCAUGCAGCUCGCUCAACCUAAUUUCGUCAUGGGGUGGGCCACGCCCCCUUUGUAAUGGCGGAAGUUGCCGAUACUUAGGAAAUAUUAAUUUAUUACCACUAUCUACAUCAAAAUAAUUGAUAACUUGUGUUUCAGAAUGCAUUUUAAAGACAUUUAAACUGGAAUGUUUUAAUUUGAGCUUUAACAACCCGGUAGAGUCCAUAUUAUAAAUGAUCAGAAUUUUCCGUGUGCAACACGUUGUCAUUGGCAACCAUUCACAGCCACUUGCAUAAUGACUGUAUCGUAGUACUACCUCAGAGUUUCAUUCAUAAGAGUUUGCCGUGUGCAAAAACUACUAUACCAUUGGUCAGGGAAAGCUUUAAUUAAUUAUUCAUGUGCCAAAGUUGAAAGUUUAAACUAAGUCGACCCUAAACAGUAUUUUAGUGAUAAGGCGAUGCGUUGCCUUAUAUAAAGUAUAUAGUCAUUGCGCAUGACGCGUUCAGCGGAAUGAGGUCACAAGAUGUGGAGGUUUCGUCCAUAGUAAAAAAUACCAAACGAACUCACACUUUAAAAAUUCAUAGCUCAAAAAGUACUUAAGCUAAAAAGUUGAUUCUGGUUUCAUUUUUUUUAUUUGAAAUUAGCUCUAACUAACUGUGCUAUUAAAAAAAUUAUUUGAAUUUUUUUAAAUUUUGUAUCCAAGUGCCUACUAUGGCAUGGGGAGAAACUAAAAAGUAAAAAGCAGUAAAAUAAUAAUUUAAAUAAUAAUAGUUAAUAAUAAUAAUUAAAAGUACAGUUGAGUAGGCAUGAAAUUAUUUCUGGUCUAAUUUUUACAAAUUACUGACGGUCCAUAAAUUAAAAGAUGGUUGGCAACACUUCCCCCUAGAUUCUAGAUACAUUACUAAAAUUACUUUGUUUUUUAUUGGUUGUGAUUGUGAUUCUUGAAAGUUGAAGACAAUCACUCAUAAUGAAAUGUAACUUAUAAAAAUUGAUCAAUUAUAAUUAAUUAAACAUUAAGUCCAUUUGUUAAAUUAUUAUAAUUAACAUUGUUUCAAGAAUCACGACCACGCAUAAACGAAGUAAUCCAUCUAGGGGAAGUGUUGCCAACCAUCUUUUAAUUUAUGGAUAGUCUAUAAAUUUUAAAAAUUAGACCAGAAAUUUCAUGCCUGUUCUCAACUGUACUGUAAGUCAUAAGAACUAUAUAAGUCAAGUUGUUAUUACUAUUAUUAGUAUUAGUAAAAACAUGCAACAUUUAAUCUACACAAUGUUUUGAAGUGAAAAAAACAGGAUAGCUGGCAAAAAUUGUAGCCCAUGCCAGACUGCCCCCCUCCCUCUCUCGCCAAUGGGUGGGGCACUGGUAUCUUUAUAACUAUAACAAAGUUCAGUUCAGCGGCCAUGGUAAACCCCAGCCCUAUUAUAACUAUAAAAAUAAUGAGAGAAAAGGUAACACAUAUCACAUUUGAUUUUGGGUUAUUAAAAAAUAUUUAAAAUUUUAUUGUUUGGUUUGUAAGAUGAAAGUUGGUAUCCAAUGAAAGAUUUCUUUGUCUUACAAACCCAACAAUAUUUUAAAAAAUUUUAAAAUAAAAAAUUGUUAAAUAAUGUUUAACAGCUCAAUUGUUCUUUUUUUCAUGUAGUUAAGUCACAAAAUAGAACUGAUUUUUAUUUAUUUAUUGUUUGGAAACUAACAUUUGUGAGCAAACCGGGUUGAAUUGGUUUAAGUCCUUCUGAAAAGGUUCUUGAAGUACCGGUUAUCAGCAUGCUACAACCUUUUCUGUGUUCUGCACCUCUUAAUAAUUUUUUACUUGUGUAGGGACAUAUUGAUGAAGAAAUUUAUUUAAAAGGAACUUUUAUAUUACAAUUUAAUAUUCAAUCUAGGUAAGGAAACACUGUUAUGGUUAAUACCUAUUUUUAAUUUAUUAUUUAUUGACCCCUUUUUUUAUACACUUAGGAAGAUGUGGAUGAGUUUAUGAAAAAGUCUGAUAACGAAACUGCAGAAUCUGUUUUAAAGAAGCAAGAGGAUCUUCACAACAAAUUUAAAUUUAUGGAAUAUAAUUUGAAUCUUAAAAAGUCCAGGUAAAACGUAGUAUAAUAUUUUUAUUGUGGCAUUUUAUUUUUCCUAAUAGUAAUUAGAUUUAAUAUCCAAUGUUUUCUUUGCUGUGUGUUUUGAAAAAAUUGUUAGUUAUGUUAAAGUAAUACGGUAAAUAAAAAAUUUUCUCUCAAGUAUAUGUGUUGGUAUUGGUAAUAUUAAUUUUAAAAGGGAAAGGAGAUUCAGAUUGCCAUAUCCAUACAGAGAAUUUAUUAUAAAAACAAUUAUGAUAGGCAUCACAAGAGACCAGGUUUAUUUAGUUGUAAUUUUAACUUUUAUUGAAAAAAUCAAAAUUAAAAUGACCAUAUUUUUUUUUUUUUGGUUCUCUUUUGAAAUAUAUUAAUUUCCAAAUGAUAUAGGCAAUUUAAGUAUUUUAAUAUUGAUGAUAAAGCAAACAUCAGCAGCUUGCUUCAAGCUUUUAAAUUUAUUAGCUCAGUCACCUCUUCAAAUAGCUGCUGCUUGAUAUGGUGAAUGCUAAUUUUCUUAUGGUAUUUACCAAUAGAAAUGGAGUGGGGGUAGUAAUUAACCAUACAAUCGGUAUCAGGUAGGCUUUUGUCAAGGUUGACGACCUUCUGUAAAUUUAUGGACAGUCUGUAAAAAUUUUAUAUAAAAUGACUUGUCCUUAGGAACUAUUUUGAAUGUAAACAAAAUUGAAACUCUCAGUGGUUGUGAAACUUCUUGGUUGUUUAAAAAUUGUUUGAUCAUAAGCAAGAGAAAUUAGCCACCGACGAUAAUGCUACAAAUAUAUGUUCUUUUAGAGAAAUACACAUAGUCAUAUGCCAAAGCCAUGGAUAAUUUAAUUUAAAUCCAGUUUUAACAAAUUUAUAUUGUGUUAAUAAAAAUGUGAUUAUCCUUAAAAAUUGUGAAUUUUUUUAUAUAUUUGUCAUUUAAUUAUUAUUAUUUAGGUGGUGACCCUGGCAUUGUCCAAUAACUUGACAUUUUUUUUGUCGUCACCCCCCCAUGUCAUCGUUAAGCAGUGGUCAGCAAACUUUUUCAACCAGCACUGGUACCCAAAAUAUGUUUGUUUAUGCCAACGCUACCCUUCUUGAUUUGAAUGGAAGAAAAUCACAAACUAUUUAGAUUCAAAUGGAUUAUUAAAUCUUUUUAUACAGAGAUUAAAAUUACAACAUACCGGGGUAUUUAUAAAAAGUACAAAAUAAAUUUGAUAUGAUGAAUUAAUAAGUCCUCAUUAUGUAACCAAAGGAUUUCGUUGAAAAUAUUUAAAAGUUUGUAGAAAUGUUUAAUUUUGAUACAGUAACAUCAAAGUUUGGGCUUUUUAUAUCAGAGCAAUUUGUAAACCGUCUUUGAAGUUAAAUAAUUGAUUGAUGCUUUGUUUUUAUGUUCAUUAGAAUGAAAAAUCCUUGUUCGCAAAGGUAGACUGUUGCAAAAGAGAGCAACUUUUUGACCUCCUUCUGACAAAUUUUGAAAGUCUAGGCGUCUCUUGAGGUUUUUAGCAUAGGCAGUAUCUUCAGUAGGGGUUGCAGUUGUGGUAACACUCUCACAAGUUUGAUGACAUCCUCAAACUCAAAGGGGAAUGGCACCAAAUGUGAAAUAGUAAAUUUGACAGAGCUCAAUAAAGUCGGUUUCAUUUCAAUGUUGCACAGGCUAGAUAGAGUGUUGCUAAUAGUGAAAUAAUAAAAAGGAACAUAAUUUUGUGUCUUUUGAUCCCUCAUUACCCCUUAGAUUUUCACUUUAACCCCUUUUGGGGUAAUUUACUCAGGUUCUCCGUGCCCCUGCCUUAAUGUUAAUGGCUUUAUUUGUUGUUAUUCAUAGCAGUUUUUUGGUUUAUUAUGUUUUAUAACCUUCAAAGUAUUUUUAAAAAUUUCAGAUUAAAAAAUCAAAUUCCAGAUAUAAAGAGCUCAUUGGACAUCAUCAAGCACUUGAUGCUGAAAAAGGUUCUUCUCUUAAACUUAAAGAAAACACAGAUUUAAAAAAUCUUAAAUAUAUAUCGCUAAAAAGUAUAGAAGUAUCCACAUCUCAGAAUGAUAUUGGGAUAAUUAAUUUAUGGUGAUGUUGCAAAAUAUAGCAACCGAUAACCCAUCCUUUUGAUACAUACAUUUUUUAACCCCUGUUACUCAAUCUUUUUGGCUAAGUUGGUAAACUUCAUUUUUUAGGGUAAUGUUUAAUAAUACCAUCUAUGUCCUCAGCAUUGAAUACAUUUUUAGGGUAAGGUAAAAAAAAAAGAAUAAAGGUCUUUGUUCUACUGUAUUAACAAGACAUUCAGUUAAUAAAUAAUUUGCUUUUAAAUAUUUUAUCUGCAGAAUAAUACAGAUCCUAUGUCAACACGUUUUUUGUUGUCGGACAACGUAUAUGCAAAAGCCACAAUACCACCAACAGAAAAAGUGUGCCUUUGGCUUGGGGUAAAUAUUUUACCACCUUUUCAAUGUCAAGUUUUUCAUUCCUAAUCCUAACAGCAUGAAUAUUUUCAGCUUACCCGGCGUAUUAUUCAUCACCAUUGUAAAUAUAUGACCAUCAAACUUGAGAGUACAGUUAUAAUUAUAAUCAAGGUAAACUACCAAACAGAGUUCAAGGUCACAUGGUCACUCUCUCAACAUAAAAAAUUAUUUUCAUGAAUCACAAAAACUUUUAUUUAUUCCAUUCUUCAGUUUUAAUGUUUUAGGGAGAUCUGUGAAGUUAUUUAAAAAAAUUUUUAAGUUUUAAUAUUUAAAAAUGUAUCCAUUUGUUUUACAUAAAAACAAAGCCUGUUCCAUGUUUUAACAUCUUAACUGAUUGAUUUUUUUCUUAACUGGCGGAGCUUUAAACUUUAAUUGAUAAAAGCUUAUAUGAUUUUGUGCUUUGCUUGCUAUGACAGUAUAAUUCUCUGAUAAAGAAACAAACUUUGUCAAAGAAAUAAAAAAGAUUCAUCAGAUUAAUCUACUUUUUAACCAGACAUUUUCAUUGUCAGUGUCUAUAAACUUGUCAUUAACCAUAUCAAUUAUCAACUAGACAGGAUUUUAUUACCUGUGUGCUCAGUAAAAAUAAUUGAACAUUAUUUUCAAUUAAUCCAAUUAAAGUUAAAGUUUUGCUGGGAUUAAAAGCAUAUGAGAUAGGUACAAUUCAGGAAAAAUUUGACAUGUUUGCAAUGCAUUUCUUUAUUUAAAAAAGAAAAUACCCUGUACUGUAACAGGGCAAAAAAUAUAGCUCACUUUUUAUAUAUUAGCAGUAUUUAAAAUUUUAUUUAAUGUAUUGUAUGUGUUAAAUAACUGUAUAUGAUUUUAUUUUUUUCCUUCAAUUUUGUCUAUGGAGAACAGGCUAAUGUAAUGCUUGAAUAUGAGAUUAAUGAAGCUGAUGAUGUGUUGAUGAAAAAUCUAGAUGCUGCCAAAAAGUCUCUUAGUCAAGUAGAAGAUGACCUGUUGUUUAUUCGUGAUCAAAUGACUACGUUGGAAGUCAGUAUCCUUGUUAAAAAAUUAUUAAGAAUUACCCAUCUUCUUUUUUUCAUUGGGUACCAGUAUCAGUAAUAUAUUGCAAGUUUUCUGGCUAAUCAUCAAUCGACAUCUAUCAUUUCAUUCAUUCUGUUUUCUAUUCUAACAAUUCUAAAAUGGCCUUAAUAGUUUUAUUGGGAACAUUAAUUUUCGACUGGUUUUCUUCUUCUUCCCUGAAUUUAUCAACAGCUCAUUUACAGUUGGUUCCAAAUGUUUAUUUUUACAGUGUUACAGUUAUAGUUACAUUAUUAUAGACCAUUUCCUCCUCUAUCAUCAGCCGGGUUACUAUUAACAGAAUUUCACUGUAUUAGUUUAUUUGUAGGCAGCAAGAGAAUAUUUUUAUAAAUCCUCCACUUUUUACAUUCUGGUACUGGUAG